CUUUCUUUGUUCAUUUUAGAUGGAACCACUGUCAUGGUUAAUCAUCUUGAGUGCUGUCAUGUUUAUUGGUAGUUACAUUGCUGGGUCACUUCCACUUGCUGUUCAGCUAUCUCAAAAGAAAGUACACUUACUGAGUUCUUUUGGCGGAGGAAUGUUAAUAGGCACAUGCUUGGUGGUUGUCAUCCCUGAAGGCACUGAAGCGAUAUAUAAGAGUACAUUACAAGUCAACAAUACUGGACAACAGCAUCUACAGAAACGUGAUCCAAGUGGAGAAGGCGAUGGACACGCUGCAAUGGGCAUAGCCUUGAUUGUAGGAUUUGCGCUCAUGUUCAUCAUUGAUCAACUAAGCUCUCAAAAGACAAAGCCUUCAAUGAACGGUCAAGAAUACUCAGAGUUAGAAGUAAUAUCUGGAGAAAGAGAAAGAGAAAGGGAUUCAGAACAGCAUCGUCAUGACAUGUCGACAGCAUCUGUCACGGGAUUGCUAAUCCACGCCGCUGCAGAUGGCAUUGCUCUCGGUGCUAGUGUGACGCGCCCAGAGCUAUCAGUAAUUGUGUUUUUAGCUAUUAUUCUGCAUAAGGCGCCAGCCGCAUUCGGAUUGACCUCUUUACUACUCAACAGCGGAUUAACCAAGACAAGUAUUCAAAAAUAUUUAAUCCUAUUUGCUCUGGCUGCACCGACAGGGUCCAUAUUGACCUAUCUCUUAGUGGGCUUAUUUUCAUCCAAUGUGACAUCGACCGAUAUAGAGUACUUCUCUGGCCUUUUGCUGGUAUUUUCAGGCGGAACGUUCUUGUUCGUUGCCAUGCACGCAUUACAGGAGGUAUCACAUUCAAAGCCUAACGAAGUCAAUCGACCGACACAACUACUAAUUACUCUUGCUGGUAUGCUUAUUCCCACCACACUUAAUAUUAUGCAUAAUCAUUGAAAAUGGAU
Molecule: messenger RNA, 930 nt
Organism: Rhizopus microsporus ATCC 52813
Lineage: Eukaryota; Fungi; Mucoromycota; Mucoromycetes; Mucorales; Rhizopodaceae
Product: Zinc/iron permease
Exons: 1
Coding region: 20-922 (300 amino acids)
Biological process (GO): transmembrane transport; zinc ion transport
Cellular component (GO): membrane
Molecular function (GO): metal ion transmembrane transporter activity
Source: RefSeq, a predicted model, not a curated record